Molecule: messenger RNA, 2226 nt
Organism: Oldenlandia corymbosa var. corymbosa
Lineage: Eukaryota; Viridiplantae; Streptophyta; Magnoliopsida; Gentianales; Rubiaceae
Source: the annotation of a GenBank genome assembly
AUGAUCCCAUUCAUCCUUCCAAUUAUCUUGGUUCUUCUACCACUGAUCUUCAUCAAGUUCAUAUACUCCACCAUAUGGGUCCCAUACAAAAUACAACGUCACUUCUAUAAACAAGGAAUCAAAGGGCCUGGCUACCGUUUGAUUUAUGGAAAUAUGCGAGAGUUCGAGAAAGGAUACGAUCUUACAUACAACAAACCAAUGGGCUCAUUGAGCCAUGAUAUAGCCCAUCGUGUGGAUCCAGCCUACCAUAAUUGGGCUGAAAAGUACGGGAAGAAUUUGCUAUUUUGGAAUGGGACGAUUCCCAGUCUUGCUGUGGCUGAUCCAGAAAUGCUGAAAGAAAUUUUUCUAAAUAAAUCUGGACACGUGAGAAAAAUCAAGAUUCCACCCUUGGCUGACCAGCUCUUUGGGAAAGGACUCAUUGACUUGCAUGAUGAGAAAUGGGCUAUUCAUAGGAGAGUUGCUAAUCCCGCUUUCAUGGUUGACCAAGUCAAGGCAUGGAUUCCUGAAAUAGUGGGGUGUGUUCAAAUGGUUUUAAAGAAGUGGGAAGAAGAGAUGGGCGGGAAGAAUGAAAUAGAACUUGAAAUGGUGAAAGAAUUUAUGUCCCUUUCAGGAGAAAUUACAUCACAAACAGCUUUUGGUAGCAACUAUGAAAAGGGAAAGAACAUUUUCCAAUUACAAGAUCUCCAAGCUGCAUUGACAGUGAAGGCUAUAAGGAGUGCCUACAUCCCAGGUCUCAGGUUUUUGCCUACUAGCGAAAACCGGAUGAGAUGGAGAAUUGCACGCGAACGGCAUUUCAAUAACCAAGGAAUUGAUGGCCCAAAGUAUCGUCUUUUCUACGGAAAUUCAGAAGAGAUCAAUACUUAUUACAGAGAAGCUGCAUCAAAGUCGAUCCCUUUCCACCAUGAUAUCGUUCAUCUUACGGUGCCUCAGUACCACAACUGGUCACCAAAGUAUGGAAAAACAUUUCUGUUUUGGUUUGGAACGAAGGCGCGUUUAAAUCUAGCUGAACCAAGUAUGAUUAAGGAGCUCCUGUUGAAUCAUACUGAUUGUGUUGAUAAGGUUGAAUUCAACCCACUUUCUAGAAAUCUUUUCGGACAAGGAGUCGUUGGUUUGUUUGGUAAGAAAUGGGCUGUUCAUAGAAGGAUCACUAGCAAAGCAUUCAACUUGGAGAGAGUGAAGGCUUGGGUUCCUGAUAUUAUUACUACUACCAAGAAGUUCAUCAGCAAGUGGGAAGAAGAAUUAGGAAACAGAAGUGAAUUCGAAAUGGAUGCGCACAAAGAACUCCAUAAUCUCUCAGCUGAAGUUAUCUCAGUUAUAGCAUUUGGAAGCAGCUAUCAAGAAGGGAAGCGCAUAUUUGAGUUGCAAGAACAGCAAAUAAGCCUUACUUUGCAGGCCAUGAGAACCAUUUAUAUCCCUGGAUUUAGAUUCCUGCCUACAAAGAAGAACAUAAUAAGGUGGAAACUUGAGAAGGAAACCCGCGAUUCGAUUAGGGAUUUGAUAAAGAAAAACGGGAACCAUAGCGAAAAUGCCCGGGAUUUGCUCAGCCUGUUAAUGUCUGCCAAUAAGAACUAUGACAAUGAUCAAGGAGGAGAGGGAUUAGAUCUGGAAGAAGUCAUAGAUGAAUGCAAGACUUUCUACUUUGCAGGAAAGGAAACAAUUGCUAAUAUGUUGACUUGGACACUUUUUCUUCUAGCACUCCAUCAAGAAUGGCAAGAUAAAGCCCGUGAAGAAGUUUUUCGCGUCUGCAACAAAGGCAAUGAUCAGCUUCCAAGUGCAGACAACAUAAACCAACUCAAACUCUUGACAAUGAUCAUAGAUGAAACAAUGAGGCUCUACCCACCAGUUGUACAUAAGCACCGGAAAACUUCCAAGAGGAUCAAGUUGGGAGAGCUAGAUGUGCCUGCUGAUACAGAAUUCUUUGUGCCUUUGGUUGCAGUUCACCAUGACCCUGAAAUCUGGGGAGAAGAUGCAAAUGAAUUCAAUCCAAUGAGGUUUAUGGAGGGAAAGAAGAAGCACAAUAUUGCCUCCUACUUUCCAUUUGGUUUAGGCCCUAGAUUUUGCGUGGGCCAAACUUUGGCCAUGGUUGAAGCCAAAGUCAUCUUAGCCAUGAUCAUCAAACAUUUUUCGUUCUUCCUUUCACCAUCUUAUGUCCAUUCUCCGGUGAUGUAUCUUUCUUUGCAGCCUAAGUUCGGUGCUCCGAUCAUGUUCCGGCCAGUGUCAUCCUAA